Saccharomyces cerevisiae S288C is the source of this 873-nucleotide messenger RNA. It is a transcript of the gene TDA10, whose product is annotated as putative ATP-dependent kinase. NCBI's taxonomy places the organism in Eukaryota, Fungi, Ascomycota, Saccharomycetes, Saccharomycetales, Saccharomycetaceae. Gene Ontology annotation, cellular component: nucleus; cytoplasm. The transcript has a single exon. Bases 1 to 873 code for a protein of 290 amino acids. The record is from RefSeq and is marked reviewed.
AUGUGUGAUAAGUCAAAAACGGUAUUGGACUACACGAUAGAAUUCUUGGAUAAAUAUAUACCUGAAUGGUUUGAGACGGGAAAUAAAUGCCCCUUGUUCAUUUUCUUCUCGGGCCCACAAGGCUCAGGCAAAAGUUUUACAAGUAUCCAAAUCUAUAACCAUUUGAUGGAAAAAUAUGGGGGUGAAAAAUCUAUCGGUUACGCCUCAAUUGAUGAUUUUUAUUUAACUCACGAGGACCAAUUGAAACUCAAUGAGCAAUUCAAGAACAAUAAGCUGUUACAAGGACGUGGUUUACCAGGUACUCAUGAUAUGAAAUUGUUGCAAGAGGUAUUGAACACCAUCUUCAAUAAUAAUGAACAUCCGGAUCAAGAUACUGUCGUACUACCCAAGUACGAUAAAUCCCAAUUUAAAGGAGAAGGGGACCGUUGCCCCACUGGUCAAAAAAUCAAGCUACCAGUCGAUAUUUUUAUCUUAGAAGGUUGGUUCCUCGGGUUCAACCCCAUUUUGCAAGGAAUUGAGAAUAAUGAUCUUCUUACUGGGGACAUGGUUGAUGUCAAUGCCAAGCUCUUCUUCUAUAGCGACUUGUUGUGGCGCAACCCAGAAAUCAAAUCUUUAGGGAUAGUAUUCACCACCGAUAACAUUAACAAUGUUUAUGGCUGGAGACUACAACAGGAGCAUGAACUAAUAUCAAAGGUCGGAAAGGGGAUGACCGACGAACAAGUGCAUGCUUUUGUGGAUAGAUACAUGCCCUCCUAUAAACUUUAUUUGAACGACUUUGUCCGGAGUGAAAGUUUAGGUUCCAUUGCUACAUUGACGUUAGGAAUCGACUCCAACAGGAAUGUAUAUUCUACGAAAACGAGAUGUAUUGAAUAG